Myripristis murdjan (pinecone soldierfish) is the source of this 2972-nucleotide messenger RNA. It is a transcript of the gene spty2d1, whose product is annotated as SPT2 chromatin protein domain containing 1. The transcript is spliced from 6 exons. Gene Ontology annotation, cellular component: nucleolus. Gene Ontology annotation, biological process: transcription by RNA polymerase I; nucleosome assembly. Lineage: Eukaryota; Metazoa; Chordata; Actinopteri; Holocentriformes; Holocentridae. The coding region runs from base 540 to 2594 and encodes 684 amino acids. The record is from RefSeq and is a predicted model, not a curated record. Gene Ontology annotation, molecular function: histone binding; DNA binding.
CUCUCGCUUUACUUACGUACUCUCUGACCCCUUUAAACGUGCAGUCAGUCUUUCUCACUGAUAGUCAGUGUCGUUACCGGUAUUUGUUUAGGCUUUGUUGUUUUUUGCCAUCAGGCUUUCAGUAGGCAUAUUAACCACACAGUUAUUUGGAGAGACGUGGUCCUAAUUUGAUGUUGUAUAUUUGUACAACAGUGCCGGUUUGUUUAUCAGGCUUGUCAGCUGGCUAGCUAAUGUUAGCUAAAAUUGGUUAACGUUAGCCGACGCUAGCUAACGACUUCCCUAUUUUGCUUGUAUGAUGCAAAGUAUAUGCAUGUUGUACGCUGGUAACAGCUCACGGGCGUAGCUGACACGUGUGCCAUUUUUCCCUCUAACGGGUUAUGUUUUAUGAAGGCUUUUUCUUUGUACAUAUACCCAACCUUUCCUAGACAAAUCCUGAGCUACGCUGCCCGUCAGCUAACGUUAGCUAGCUAGCUAACUUCAGCAUUCCUGGCUGAGUUUUGUACGAUCGAACCAGUCAGCCGACACCAUCUGCUGCCAAAAUGAUGGAUUUUGAGAAUAUAUUGUCCAUUGCAUCCCAAAACCAGGGUCUCAGCUCUGUCCAGCAAAAGAGAUACAGCUUACAAACUGGACCACCUAAAAAGGACCCAAAGGUGAAAGGUGUGAAUUCUUCUGCUGUGCAGGCGUUUUUAAAGAAGAAAGAGCUGGAGAGCAAAAAGAAAGAAAUGCAGUUUAAGAAACAGAAGGAUGAACUUCUAGCCAAGAGGGUUGAGCUGAAAUCGGACCGUAAGGCGCGUGCAAUGGCCUCCAGAACUAAGGACAAUUUCAAAGGCUACAAUGGAAUCCCAGUGGUUCCUGAGGAACAUAAAAAGAGGAGAUCAAAAGGGGAGACAGUAGAUGAAAAAUCUACAUUUGAGUCAUAUAAUCCAGAGGAUGAUGAGGACAAUUAUGAGUAUGAACAGACAGAUUCAGAGCCGGAGCCAGAGCCAGAGCCACUGAGACCAGGUAAAAGUAUUAGUGGGAGUAGUAGUGGUAAGCCUUCCUCCAAAAAAUCUGGCGGGCCACCCAAGGCUUCUCCGUCACCCUUGAACUUUGCAGACUUACUCAAGUUGGCAGAGAAGAAGCAGCAUGAGCCAGUUGAGCUUAAACGCAAGCCGGUGAAGAGCGAAGAAAGGCUCAGAACAGCUGAGGAGAUAAGGGAAUUGGAGUUGGAGCGCAAUGCAAAGAGGCAUGAUAAAGGAAAGGAGUCAAGGUCGGUUAAAGAAAGAGACAGCAAGUCCCAAUCUUGCUCUGGCUCAUUAAGAAAAAGUACUGUAGAGAAAGAGCAGAAGAAUGGGAAGCCACAAAAGAACUCAUCAGAAAAGGCCAGUCUGCUCUGUGGAUCAGGGAUGAAGUCAAAGCCAACACUGUCAAGUGAUAAAAGCCACAGUUCUUCUAAGCCUUCUGGUAGUGACAGAGAAAGAGAGAAACCGAAGACCUCUCAUAAUGAUAGAGACAGAUCAAAGACGAGCUUGUCGAGUUCCUCAGGUGCCUUAAGCAGUAAAGUCCCUUCCAAAGGAGCAUCCUCUCAGGUUCCAGCCAAACAAGUGGCUACCAAGCCCUCAUCUGUCCACAGACCCAGCACCACAAGUGACCUUAGCUCCAAGAAGGGAAAUGCAUCGUUACUUCAAGGAAGAUCCGGAGGUAUCUCUGGGAUGAGGCCUCCAGGCUCGUCGGCACCAGGCCAAAAAUCUCAUCAGGGCAGCUCUGGGCAGCCCAGACCCAUUCAGGGCAGCUCAGUGAAGGGAGGACCUACAGGUGGAAGCCAAAGGCCUGGAAAGGGAGAGCCACUAAGGCCUGGGAGUAAUUCCAUAGUAAAAUCAAGUGGUAACGGACCAAUGAGGCCUUCAUCAGGUGGCCCACCAAAACCAGGGAGCCAACCUCAGGCAAGACAUGGGGGCACCCACCAAGCAAAGGCUGGUGGUGCCCCUCAAGCCAGGCCUGGUGGGAGCAGUCUGCCAGGUCACUCUGGAGGCGGAGGGGUCCGGCCCCCAGGAAGUGGACUUGGCCGACCCAGUAACGGAGGACCGGUGCCUGGACGACCAGCCGGUAGUGCCUGCUCAGGACCCGGGAGACCCAAGUGCACUGUGGUGUCUGAGACCAUCUCAUCCAAGAACUUUGGCGGGCCCCGGCCAGGAGUCCCUCCCAGACCAGGCAUGCCACCACAGAGACCUGGGAUGGCUCCUAGACCAGGAAUGCCACCCAGACCUAUGAACAGACCACCAGGUACAAUGCUACCACCAAUCACCUCUGCAUACAAGAGGAAAUACGAGGAUGAGGAGGAUGACUAUGACUCAGAGAUGGAUGAUUUCAUCGAUGAUGGAGGCGACGAGCAAGACGAAAUUUCUAAACACAUUCGAGAAAUCUUCGGUUACGAUCGGAACAGAUACAAGGAUGAGAGUGACUAUGCAUUAAAAUAUAUGGAGAGCAGCUGGAAAGACAUGCAAAAGGAAGAAGCCAGGAGCCUGAGAAUGGCCGUGCAAGAAGAUCUGGAGGAGGAGAAACGAGAGGCAGAGGAGCUAAAACAGAAGAUAGUCAAGAAGAGAAAACUGAAAUAAACUUGAUUCAGCUCAUGAAAUGAAGAACCCCUGCUUGUCCUUAAUUUCAAAGAAGUGGGGGUGCCAUUUCACUGCAUGCAGGCCACUCACUGUGUACACCAUGGUGCGUCUCUUGUUUGUUCUGCUUCUCUCCUUGUAUUCCUGGAUAACUAAGGAAGAUGAGUGACGCAUGACAUCGGAGGAAGAGGAAAAGAAAAAUACCAGAGAAAGCAAAAUUCAAAAAGACAUGAUAAAACAAACACAGCAUUUUACAGAAAAAAAAAAAAUCAUGUAGAAUACACUCAACAGUUGUCAAUCAAUUUUGCCAUGUUACGCUAUUUAUUUAUCUCCCAUUGAGAGUAAGGUUUGCACUACCAUGUGUCCACUUUUUUCUAAAAA